Messenger RNA from Effrenium voratum, 978 nucleotides. Lineage: Eukaryota; Dinophyceae; Suessiales; Symbiodiniaceae. The record is from the annotation of a GenBank genome assembly.
AUGGGUAAAGUGUCUGGUGGCGACAUGGUGCUCUUCGCCUCGCAUGAAUGGCCCUUGCCUCGCAUUCGCCGCCCCACCUCCUUCGAGCUCGAGGGGACGCAGGUGGAGCAGGUGGAAGACCAGCUGAAGGCCAAGAAGGGUGUGGCCAAGCAGCCGGGCAGCGGCGGCACUGGAGGCAUGAUGGGGGGCCUUGCUGGCGCCGUGGGUGGCAUGAUGAUGGGCAGCAAGGGCGCGAAGCACUCCGGAGACGGGCGGGUGGGCGCGGGCCAGAGGAAGAAGAAGGGCAUGCUGAACGACGCCCUGGGCGGCAUGGGCGCGGCAAGUGGUUUGGCCACGAUGGGGGCAUCCAUGGCGGGCGACCUGCUCGGGUCCAAGAAGAUCAAGCUGAAGCACGUGGACAAGCGCAACGAGGAGGCCGUGGAGCGAUCCCAGGAGGAAGCCCAGCUCACCGGUGAGGGCGAGGACGUGGCCACGGUGGCGGAUGUUUCCCAGCAGGCAGAAGUGGACGAGGCUGAGGAAGAGGAAGGAGAAGGCCCACCAGCGGGUGACGUUGAGGAAGCCAUGGGCAAGGCUCCGGAUGUGUCAGUGGCUGACCUCUACAAGUACUACACCAACAAGUUGGCCCGGCGCGCGCGGCAGGCGGCCAUCUUAGCAGACAACGCAGUGCAGGAGGCGUGGAAGCAACAGCAGCUGGCGAGGUAUUGGAGUCGCCAGGCCCUGGAGGAUGAAGUCGCCACCAUGCGGGCCCUGCCCGCGCCGAAGACCAACCCAGAGCAGGAGACGUGGCAGCUUCACGUGCCUCCUGGCUGGGAGCUACCAUCAACCCCGCUCAUCUCUACGCGGGACCCGCGGACUGUGACCCUCUACUCGGGUGCCACCGAAACGCUGUGCGGUGGGGCCCUAGCAGCGCCUUGCUUCAGCGUGCGAGAGAGAGCUCCCAGAAGGGAGGCGGCUACAAGAUUCCUUUGUGCGCUCUAG